AUGCCUACGACCACAAGCAUCGAUCACGUCAGUAGUCCACCUCCCGAAUCAACUGAAAAUCAAGGCACCGCAGCUAAACCGACCCCGGUUUUAUCCAACGGAACUGCACUGCCUCUCUCGCAAAUUAAACAAGAACAUUCGUCCUCUGAUCCUCAUCGCCAACCGCAACUUUCUGUUUCUGUUCAGGCUUUCUCCAUGUUUCUGAUAAAGGCUAUUGAGAAGAUAGCCGCCGAACGUGAGACUCGCAAAUCACAAAAUGCAGCACUUCGCAAGGCAUGCGAAGAAGCACUGGAAAAGCUUAGAACUCCCACGUCUUCAAGCAACCAAACAUCCGGAUCUGUGGCGGAUGAGAAAACCAGUGAUCAUCUACCUCCCCUGAGGUCAGACAGCGGGAUGUUGCUGGCUGAUGAGAAACUCCUGAAACCGCUGCAACUAGCGUGCAGUAUGAAGUCACCAAAAAUUGUGACUACAGCAGUAGACACAUUACAAAAGUUAAUUGCCUAUGGUCAUGUACCCAAUGAAGCAGUUGGUUCGUCCGGAAAGGUGCGGUUGAUAGAACAAAUCGUCACUACAAUUUGUUCGUGUUUUCAGGGUGUACAUACAGACGACGGUGUGCAGUUGCAAGUUCUCAAAGCUCUGCUGACGGUUGUUACCAGUUCUGUGGUCGAAAUUCACGAGGCGGACAUAUUACUAGCUGUGCGUACCUGCUACAACAUCUAUAUGGCGACAAAAAAUCCUGUGAACCAAGCUACAGCACGUGCUACGUUGACUCAGAUUAUCAGCAUCAUUUUUCAACGCAUGGAACAGAAUGCACUUGAUGCGAUGGUCGCUCUGGCUACACCGCCUCCAACAUCAUCCGCAACCAGUCCUGUUGCAGAUGUGGACAAAAUUCAUACUAGCCCGAUAGAUGCCCGUCCCACUUCGCCGAUAGAUGAUCAAUUCACAGAUGAGACUGAUCAAGCACAAAAAGAAGAGUUACGUGGAAUUAAAUUGAACGAAAAUACUGAUGACCAAUCGGAGGAAGUGGAAUCAGCCAAAGUUAGUUCUUCAUCCCACAGCGACAAACUCGAAACGCCAGAUGACGAAACUCCAGAGGCUAUCGUCCAAAGUGUUCUGAGCGAACUGAUUAACCGUGUUGUACCAAUGCAAAAUAAUACAGAGCUCACCGAGUCAUCCCAGUCGUCUGAGGCCGCACCGGAGCCAGUUUGUGAACCCACUUCCCCGGAAUUCGAUUCGAACAGUCUUCAUUCGUCCAACGACCCGAAACCUGAGGAUCCCUCCGGAAGUCUCAAUAACUCCUCCGCCGAUACCAACGUAGCACCUCCCGAAGCGGUUACAUUAGCACACGUAACCCAAAAGGAUGCGUUCCUCGUGUUUCGAAGUCUUUGCCGUCUGGCUACUAAAGAUUUUGGUGGCUCCCGAGCUGCGGACAUCAAGUCCAAUUCGGUUCGAUCCAAAACCUUGUCAUUGCAACUUCUGCUAAGUGUGUUUCAGCAACCGGGGCCUUUAUUCUUAUCGAGCGAGAUAUUCAUCACAGCUAUCAAACAAUAUUUGUGCGUUGCACUGAUAAAAAAUGGUGUAUCCCCACAUCCGGAAAUUUGCGAGUUGUCUGUGACUAUUUUUCUGGCCUUAUUGACUCAUUUCAAACCUCAUCUAAAACGCCACAUUGAGGUGUUUUUUAAAGAUGUCUUUCUGGAAAUUCUCGAAUCACCGAAGUCUUCUUUCGAGCAUAAAUGGGUUGUAAUCGAAGCUGUGCGUCGAAUUUGCGCGGAUGCGCAGUGCGUUGUGGACAUCUACUUGAAUUAUGAUUGUGACAUGAAUAUGGCGAAUAUCUUCGAACGCUUGACAACCGAUCUAGCCAAGAUAGCCCAAGGCCGUUAUGUGGGCGAACAUGGAUGCACGGUCGCACAGCGUCUGGCCAUACGCACCAGUGGUCUUGAGUGUCUGGUACUGAUUUUGCGUUGUAUGGUUGACUGGUCCCAUGAACUCUACGUGAGCCCAGAGUCCCAGUCCUUCCUCGGCACAGAACCCUCUUUAUCCACAGAAAACAACGAGGUUACUUCAAAUGGACCUAUAGGUGUCAGUCACACACACGGAGUAUCACAUAAUAAAGCAGUGGAUGAUCCCGGGGAUUUCGAGUCGCGCAAAGCCCAAAAGGAAAUCUUCGAAUCCGGCAUUGAUCUUUUCAAUAAGGGAAAAGCGAUUCCAGCGUUUCAGUUACUCGAAGAACACGGUCUCCUGGGCGAUACCGUGGAAGCAGUCGCCGAACUGUUGCUCAUUGAAGAACGCCUAUCAAAAGAACGUGUGGGUGAUUUUCUCGGCGAGAACGAUCCGUAUAAUUUACGUGUUAUGUACGCCUAUGUGGAUCAAUUUGAUUUUGCUGAAAAAGAUUUCGUCUCUGCUAUGCGGUGA
Molecule: messenger RNA, 2412 nt
Organism: Echinostoma caproni
Lineage: Eukaryota; Metazoa; Platyhelminthes; Trematoda; Plagiorchiida; Echinostomatidae
Source: the annotation of a GenBank genome assembly